UAUAACGGCUCUCUCUCUCUCUCUCUCUCUCUCUCUCUCUCUCUCUCUCUCUCUCUCUCUCUCUCUCUCUCUCUCUCUCUCUCGCGUAAAUCGUGAACAGAAGCUAACCUAAUGGCGGAAAAGGAUGAAAUUCAAGAAAUUCACGACCUACAAGAAGAACCAUGGGAAGAAAGAACCCUCAAUUUUCUUCACGAUUCCGAAAUCGACCAAGAUUUAGCGAAUGAGAAAGUGAGGAAAAGGGGUGGUAAGAAGCACAAGAUGCGGCAUAUGAGGAGACCAAUGGCCAUUCCCCUGGUGAUUCUCGAGCUUCAAGACAAACAGUGCAGAGAAUCCGCUCUCAGAUGUCUCAGUACUUUCCUUCUUGAGAAAAGGGAAGAGGAUCCGGACAAUUACUACCGAACAGGAUGCUUGGUGUAUAAUUCCUGCAGCACAAUGGCCAUCUUGUUACAGGAGGUUCUGGAAUUUUUUGGAAUGAUCGUGGAUGAAAAUCCUAACAUACGAGCAGCCAAGCGUCUGGCAAAUGUUCUCACCCUUUUUCAGUGUAUUGCUGCUAACAAAGAAACAAGGCAGAAAUUUGUGAAGUCUUUAGUGCCUAACUACUUGGUACCUCUGGUACUGUUUAAGACUCCUCUAGAGGUCUAUGAGAAUGUUCGAGCUGUUGCCCUAUCUGUCAUUGGGAUUUUAUGCCAGGCCAGGGAGCGGAUGACAAUUCAGUGGGCUGUUGAUAGCAAUAUGGUUGAAGUGUGCUGGAUCAGCAUAGAGAUUGGAAAUGAACUAUCCAAAGUGAUCGGGAUGCACAUCCUUGAAGCAAUAAUGCAAGAUGGUUUAGGAAUAUCCUACAUCUGUAGUUCUGCUUGUGAGCAUCUGCUGAAGGGAUUGAUGAAAACCUGGGAGCAUCUGGUCACUGUUUUGGCUGUAGGCCAAGAUUUCUCUCCCCGACUUCUAUAUCACAUAAUUAGAUGCUACGUUCUUCUUUGUAAUCAUUCAAGGGGAUUCAGCAUGGUUAUGGAGAGCCUACCGCAUCCCCUUGCAGAUGGUUCAUUUAAUGACGUCGCAGAGGAGUUCCCUGUAAUCGGAAGCGUGCUCCAACAACUCCUCCUGACUGUUUCCAAAGUUGAUGACUGCCCUCUGGCUUUUCUACCCCACGAUUUGCAUCUAUACUAAUAGCAAAUGAUAACUGUGCUUAUUUCCCUGCCCCAAACCACCACUGCUUUCUACUGGGUGAUACAUCGAAUAAUAAGGAGGAAAUGGUUCCAACUCGUCAAACCUUGCUGCUCAUUUGAAGCUGCUUUCUGUAUAUGGUAUAUUACUGCAAUAUCAGUGACACAUGUAUGAUCAAAUUUUUUGUAGUACGGACAAAGCAAAUAAGAAAUUCAAAAAGCAGCAUUUGUUUUUGGACCUAUUACAGUUUUGAUGAUAUCGGUCACAUUUAUGAUCAAAAUUCCUUGUAGUGCAGAAAAAAGCAAAUAAGAAAUUCAAGAAACAGCAUUUGUUUUGGCUCUACUA
Molecule: messenger RNA, 1506 nt
Organism: Malania oleifera
Lineage: Eukaryota; Viridiplantae; Streptophyta; Magnoliopsida; Santalales; Ximeniaceae
Exons: 11
Coding region: 112-1164 (350 amino acids)
Biological process (GO): mRNA catabolic process; negative regulation of translation
Cellular component (GO): CCR4-NOT complex; CCR4-NOT core complex; P-body
Source: RefSeq, a predicted model, not a curated record